AAAAUGAAACAAUUAAAUGUUUCUUUUGGUAGAUGACAACUCAAUAAGUUUGGAUUUUACUAAUAGUAAUAUUAAUUUCUCUUUCACAGGAAACUACACUGGGCCAGAAAGAUUGUCACUCAUUCUAUUAUCGCAUUGACAAAAAACUAAAGGAACACUCAGUUACCUGCACUAAACGGGGCACAGUGCUGGAGGCACUUCAAACAGAUCAACCUUUCAGAACCUUUUUGGAGAGAAACAGGGAAAAAGGAAAAAGCAUUAUCAUUGAAAGAGACAACAGAUUUCUAGCCACACACUUUCCUUGUUGGUUAUUUAAAGACGAAGAAACUGUCCUCAUUAAAAGUUUCCCUGGUGAAGCAGCUGAGGUUUCCCAUGGUUAUGAAAUAAAAGACGGUGAUAUCAUCACAUUUUACAUUAACAGUAUUGGUGGAUUGAACAUGAGGAAAAUGUCUUUUUUGAGGAACCCCAAACUUCAAAAGAGGAAGGCCCUUUGCAUAUAUGCAUAUAUUGGGGAGACAGUAGAGGAUGCAUUGAAAAGAGAUGGCCGAUUUAUAGAUGAAGUGUUUCAGGGAUCGAUCUAUCUACGCAAAGAAGGAGAAGAAAAAGAAUAUGAUUUAAGCACAGUCAUUUCUCGAGUAUUUAAGGAAAGGAGUUUAGAGCUGCAAAAGACAGGUCAGAGACAAGCAGAAAACAAAACAGCAAAUGAUAAAACGAAUCCUGAUUCUGGCAGAAAAUCUGAUCCUAGUUCUAAUGCUGGCAAUCCAUCCACAAGCUCUGCUCCUGGUGGAUCCAAACCCAGUUCAGACAAAGCAAUGGCAGAUAAGGGGCCUAAUUUAUAUAAGAAAGUACAUGAGAUACCAGACUCUACAGAAAUCCUGAAGAUUCUACGUGAGCAGUUUCAAGGUCUAGUGGAGCAGAUGAAGGAAAGACACAAGAAAACAAAAGUAAAAGAUGUGGUAGAGUUACUAAGGGAGGAGUUUGGAAAGAACAUACAGAGCUUCUCUAAAGUAGGCACUGUCAAGAAGCUGAUGAAUAUGAGUGCUUCAGUAUGUUACAUUGAGGUUGAGAACGAAAUAUCAGGUACAGGCUUCUUGCUGUUUGAUCGUUAUAUCCUAACAAAUGCACAUAUCAUUAAAGCAUUUACUCACAAUAGAGUUUUAAAGCGAAAGGUUACUGCCACAUUUGCCUAUGAAAGCUCCUCAUCAAAAAACAACAAUGAAUGGCCCAUUAAAAAAGAGGUUGUUGCUGGAAUGUAUUCAUAUGAUGAAUUUAAACACUGGAUGGAUUUUGCUUUACUGGAGCUGGACCAGCAGGAAAAAGAUGAUGAGAUGCUACCUCCUGCUCUUUUAAGUGCAUAUGAACCCCUCCCAGAGGAGGGAGGGAUCUGCCUCAUUGGUCACCCUGAGGGGGAGGAAAAAAAGAUGGACCCAACUUUCAUUGUUCCAAGUAAAGAAAGAUCUAAUGCUCUAGAUGCACAUUUUGGUGCGGGGGGGAGUCACCUUCAGUAUAACCCCCAGUCGCAGGACUUUACAUAUCAGACCUGUUUCUAUCAUGGGUCCUCAGGCUCCCCCAUCCUUGGGACAACCUGCCAACUGGUAGCCAUGCACACUGGUAGCUACUGUUGGAAGAAAAUUAAUGGAAAAAAGUGCUAUGUGCUUGAGUUUGGCAUUUCCAUGAGUUCAAUAUUAGUUAAUUUGCUCCUACAAAUGAUGAAAAACAGACAAAUUGAACUUCUAUCAAAGUUAAUUGCUGAAACAAUGAAGAGCGAAUCUACAAUUCAGGUUGUCGCAGAAUUUAUCUGCCACAUGCUAAAGGGGUGGAAAGAAGAUCUUGAAAGUGUUUUAUUAACAGUCAUCACUACUGCAAAGGAGUGUGAUGGAUCCUCCGAGCUGCGAACCUCACUUUGUAAAAUCAUUCCAAGAGAUGAUCUCAAGACACUGAUCAACAGUCACAGAUCUUCAAAGAGUCUACAUGAACUCUCUGAAUUUCUCAAGGAGAAAGAGACACCCAUGGAAACUGACCAGCAGACUGCAGGGAACUAGAUCACCUUCAAAAAAACAGGCAGAAAAUGAGCAAACUCCUGCUAAUUUUCAGAAUGACUUGCAUUUAUAUUUGUGCAAGUGCAAAUUGAUAAUAAGGCAACAUAACCAUGUAUUUAACUGAAAUGAUAGGAGAAUAAAAUGGAAGAAUCUCAAACUGUUUAGAAUAAUGAAACAAAGAUUGAUUCACUGUAUUUUACCAUGACAUAAUAAUUGUAUUUAUAUAUUGUAAUUUUCUUUUUUACUCCUACUUCUUACCUUUUUUUCUUCUAUUUUUACACAGCCAAAUAAGGGCGACUCAGAGAUACAUUUCACUGCAUGUUGUACUGUAUGUGAUGAAUAAAUCUCUUGAAUCUUUUGGGCGGGGUUCACUCACAUUUGCAUUUAUCUAAUGUCUUGAUAUUCGUUUCUAUGUAUUAUAAAAACAUGUUGUCAAAGUUGGUAUAAGCACAAUAAAGUAAUUAAUACUGUA
Paramormyrops kingsleyae is the source of this 2511-nucleotide messenger RNA. NCBI's taxonomy places the organism in Eukaryota, Metazoa, Chordata, Actinopteri, Osteoglossiformes, Mormyridae. The record is from RefSeq and is a predicted model, not a curated record.